UGAGACGAGAGUCAGAAUUAGAAUAUUAUUGCGUUUUAUUUAUAGAAAUGAGGAAAUGAAAAGAGAAAGUCAAACAUUUCAUACAUCAUUUCUGAUUUUAGACUUAGUAGUUUAGUUUUUAAAUUAUUAUGAUCUUGGAUGUGCAUAUAAAACUGAUCAGGUUUAAUGAAAUUGGCUUUCCAAUUGCAUGUGAUCAACAUUUUUGUGAUAAAUAAUAAGGUUAUUUUGAACAGGAUGAUUAUAUUCAAAAUCUAAUAUGUACGGUAACAGACAUUGCCUGAGAACAGAACAGAACAGAAAAGUAUAAUAUCCUAACAGUACCAAUUAGUCAUGUUUAGUGGUUUUAACAAUACACCAUCCUCUUUUGGAAAUAGUUUUGGAUCAGCUCAACCAGCUGGUUUUGGUCAAGCAGCCAAUUCAUCUUUUACGACUGGUGCCGGUCAAACAGGAGGUCUGUUUGGUUCCACCAACAAUAAUACACCAGGCUUGUUUGGUAAUAAAACAUCUUUUGGGGGAACGACCGGUUUUGGUGCCACCCCGAAUACCAAUGCAGCGGGGGGUUUGUUUGGGGGACAGAAUACCCAAACAGCAGCUGGUGGAUUAUUUUCAACACCCAAUAAUAAUGCAGCUUUUGGAGCAAAGACCCCAGGUUUCACGGGUUUUGGUACGAAUACUGGUACCAAUACAGGAUUAUUUGGAUCCAAUACUCAGAAUACAGGAAGUACCUUAUUUGGUCAAAACACUGGGGGAACAAUGUUCGGAGGUACAGCUCAGAGUACAUCUGGUACAGUAGUCAAGUUUGAACCACCAGGUGGUCAAGAUUCAAUGGUCAAGAAUGGACAAACAACGAGUAUUGCUACCAGACAUCAAUGUAUCACGGCCAUGAAACAAUACGAAACUAAAAGUUUAGAGGAAUUAAGAUUUGAAGAUUAUGGUGCCAACAGAAAAGGUAAACAGCAGACGGCAGGAGGAUUAUUUGGUGGUACACCUGCUGCAGCCACCCAAUCGUCGACAGGAUUCGGUUUUAACGCAAAUACAACAGGUUUUGGUGGAACAACAGGUUUUGGUGCACCAACAUCAUCAGGAAGUGGUGUAUUUGGUCAACAACCCACCCAGGCGUCAUCUACAGGUCUAUUUGGAGCAAAUAAAUCUAUAUUUGGUAAUACACCAAGCACAAGUAACAACACUACUGGUUUUGGAUUUGGAACUACGAAUACAAGUCAACCUAGUACCCUUUUCGGUGGUGGGAAGUCUCUGUUUGGAGCAACAGCCACAACACAGCAACAACCUUUAUUUGGAACAGCCACUGGAACAUCAACUUUUGGUGGAACAUCAUUUGGUGGUAAUACAGCUUUUGGUACACCAGCUCAAAGUGCAGGUAAUCUAUUUGGUAAUAAACCUGCUGGAUUUGGUACAACAACUACAGCCUCUACAGGCUUAUUUAACAACACCAGUAGUAAUCUAUUCGGAGCUAAACCUGCAGGAACUGCUACAAUAGGCUUUGGUAAUGCUACUGCCACUCCAGGAUUCGGAAACACAGCAGCGACGGGAGGAUUGUUUGGUAAUAAAACGGGUUUUGGUGCUACACCUGGUACAACAGGUUUUAACGCAGGCGGCAACACGUUUAAUCUCGGUGGUUUGAACGCUGCCAAUACAGGAGGAAUGUUCGGUAAUGCACAGAAUAAACCAGGCUUUGGUUUCAAUUUAAAUAAUACUGGUACAACUAACACAACCACGGGAUUUGGAACGGGUCUUGGAUCAGGACUUGGUAAUUUUGGUGGAAAUACAUCAACACUUGGAACUAAUACUGGAUCUACAGCUAGUAACUCUAUGUUACAACAACAACUAUUGGCUGUAGCUCUCAGUCCAUAUGGUGAUCAUCCUCUCUUCUGGAAUCUAAAACCUACGGGUGCUAAGAAGGAAGAUGUGUUAAAACCAACUAAUCCUACAGCACAACGUGCCGCUCUCAUGACAUCCUCACAAUACAAGGUCAGCCCUGGACCCACGAAAAAAGUUAAACCAAAAUCUCUACACAAUCUGUUAAAUGGUGGCAAGGCCCAGUUAUUUGAAGGAUUAGGAGACGAUGAUUUUAGUUUUGGUAAUGAUACGUUUGUUCCGAGGAAGAGUGUCAAGAAAUUGGUAUUAAAGAAGAAUCACGAUAAUGAUGAUAGUUCUAGUAACGUGACAUCACCGUAUCCUAGCAACAUAUCAAUUAAUAAUGAUACCAGUCCUACAUCAGGACCAGUUAAACGGUUAUAUCCUGAUUUAAGUAUUUCGUCUGACUGUUCUAUUAUACCAUCAACACAGAAAAUAACAGAUCCUAUAGCUCAGACGAUAAAUUUGGAAGAAAGUGAUAAUGGAAGAAUUCUAGAUUCCCAGAAUAUCAUCCGAUCUAGAAAAUUGAUGGAACCUAUCAAUAGAGGUUCACAGAAAGAUGCAAGCAGUCUGGAUGAUACUAUCACAAUAUUCCAGAAGCCCAGAUUAUCAGGUGAAACUAGUACAGAGUUAAAUGAGACACCGACAUCCAGUGAUAGAUACAAUGGUAUUAGAAACUCGAUAGAAGAACAACAAUCAGAUGAUGAGACUGAUUACGAGCCUCAUCCAGCUGGAAUAGUUUUACGACGUCCUGGAUAUUUUACUGUCCCAUCUUUAGACGAGCUGUGUGACAACGUGGACGAUAAUGGUGAAUGUAUAGUCGAGAAUUUUACCAUUGGUCGUGAAGGUUAUGGAAGUGUUUUCUUCCCUGGAUUGACCAAUUUAACCGGAUUAAAUCUUGAUGAAAUUGUUCAUUUCCGUCGUAAAGAAGUUGUAAUAUACCCUGAUGAUGAUGAUAAACCACCUCUAGGGGAAGGCUUGAAUAAAAAAGCAGAAGUAACGCUGGACUGUGUCUGGCCUGCUGAUAAAUCAACCAGGUCACCUAUAAAGUCUGUUGAACGGUUAACGGCUAUGAAUUAUCAGGAGAAGAUAGAAGAAAUAACGGCUAAAAUUGGCGCCAAGUUUAUCGAUUAUAGACCCGAGACUGGUUCUUGGGUAUUUGGGGUGAAACAUUUCUCCAAAUAUGGUUUGGUUGAUGAUUCUGAUGACGAGAAUACAACAGAGGCCGAGAAAAAACAACUGAAAACGGCUCAAACCAAUCAACAACUUGUACAGAAACAGAAAAUACAACAGCAUAAAGUGCAAGGUGAAGGUCAAAAUGGUGAACUGUUGAAAGGUCAAGGGUUGUUACCAAUGACAACAGGUGAUGGUGACACGGGUAAAGAUCAAGUUCUUGACAUCAGUGAUGAAGAUGCUGAUAUGUCAGAUGUCAUGAAAGGUGAUGGACAAGUGAAAAUGGAAGCUGAAGAUGAUGAUGACUUGAAAUCUAUCCCAUCUUCCCAUAGAUUAGCCUCACAACUCGGUGUCGGACCACAGAAUAUGCAGGUGAUGAAAGCAUCAUUCUUUACGGAAGAUGAUUACGGGGAUCUGGAGAAAGGAAAAUUAUCAACUUUCACAAAAUCAUCCGGUCACGCCUCCCCACUUUUAAAACAAGCUGAGAAAAAUAUGCCAAGUCUUUUUAACCAAUCACUGAUGUCCAAAUAUUCAUCUCCUUUAUCAAUACCCAGAUCUCCGUUACCAACAGAUAUUGAAAUGGAAUCAAAAGCCAAAAUUCAGAAACUUUUUACACCUGAACCCCGUAAAAAUAUCCAGCAUUUUAUAUCAACACCACAUCCAGAAUAUCUUCACAUACAUAGUGGUAUGAAGGAGUCGGAUUAUCCGAGGAGAAUCGUAGGAUCUCGGAUCCAACGAGAAAUUCCACCAGUAGAAGAAUCAAUGGUUUAUAAUCAACAGAAACUUCUGCUGGAUUCUGGAUGCUAUAUGGGCCGAUCAUUCCGUGUAGGAUGGGGUCCAGGUUGGGCGUUGGCUCAUAGCGGUACCACUGUCUACCAGUCUAUCGAAGAUAAAGCCAUCAAACAAGCUCCAUUUUCACUUCUGCCAUCAAACAAGGGAAAUAAUCAAGUUAAAUCUAGUGGUAGAGAUUGGUUGGUUGCCAUGGAGAAGGUAGACGUAGCAGACUACUUCUCACCAGAAGAUAAACAAUUUAUUAAUCAUGAAAGAGAGAUGUUAUCAAUACAGUUAAAGAAUAGUGUUAAUACUAUUGAUAAUGGCUGUCCUUUAUUUGCUACACAACGUGGUGUAACGGCUUUACAUGAAUAUUCUACAUUAACAGAUAAAACAUUGAAAGAUCUCAAAUGGCAUCCAGAUGAAGGUACAAUACAACAUAUGAGUAUGGUAUUUAAUCUGUGUGUAGCAUUGUGGGGUAAUAUGCCUGGUUAUCAAUAUCAUAGUGAAGAUGUGUACGCUAUACAUCAAGCGAGAAGAGAAAUGUUAUCACAAUGGUUAUCUAAUACUGGGGCUGAUAAAAUAUAUAGAGAAGUUAACGAAUCAAAAUUUAAGACAAACGCCCAUCUUGAAGCCAUAUUUAGUCAUUUAACAGGAGGUCAGAUAGCGGAAGCAUGUUUAUUGGCCCAGCAGUCAGGUGACCAUAGACUAGCGUUAUUAUUGGCCCAAUCAGCGGGUAGUUGUAUAUCAAAACAAUUACUAGAACAACAAUUACAAGAUUGGAAAGAAGUCGGGGCUAAUGAAUUUAUAAAGAAGAUGAGAUUACGAUUAUAUAUAUUGUUGUCUGGACAACUAGUAUUGUCAACAACGGAUGAUGACAUCAUCAAUAUCUGUGAAGACUUAGAUUGGAAGAGAGCUUUCGCUUUACAUCUAUGGUUUAAAUGUAAAUCAAACGCCCUAAUAGAAGAAGCUUUACAAGAGUAUGACGAGGCGUUCCAGGGUUCUGAUCAAUAUCGUAGUUACGCCCAACCUCCUUUACCUCCAUAUUUAGAGAGUAUGAAAGAUAAGAGCGGUGAAGAGGAAGAGAUGAUUUACGAUACGUGUUAUCAUAUAUUAAAACUAUACAGUGAUCAUAUGCACAGAUUAGAGAAAAUAUUAAAUCCAGUAACAUCUACAUCACAACAAUUAGAUUAUAGAUUAAGCUGGCAUCUUCUACAAGUAUUACAAGGAUUAAACUACCAUCAUCUCUCACCUUAUCUAACAGCCGCCAUUCACAUCAGUUUCUCCGCACAAUUAGAAUCAAUAGGAUUAUGGGAAUGGGCUGUGUUUGUUGUUCUACAUAUCCACGAAGCACAGAGUCGUAUCGAAGCUGUGAAGUCUUUGUUAACCAGACAUGUUGAACUGAGUACUGAUAACGAUUAUAUAGAAAAAGAAAGUUUUAUAUUGGAAGAGUUACUGGUCCCUUCGAUCUGGAUACAUGAAGCUAAGGCUGUAAAAGCGAGAUAUGAACGAAAACACGAUGAAGAAGUUGAUUAUUUAUUACAAGCUGAGAAAUGGAAUGAAGCUCAUUUAGUUAUAUUAGAACAUAUUGCUUCUGAUGCUAUUAUUAACGAGAAUUACGAUUAUUUAAUGAAGUUUUUACAAGAGUUAUGUUUUGGUAGUAGAAGUUGUUCUGUGUUAAAUUGGUCGACUGGUGGAAAAGUUUUUUAUGAUUAUAUAAAUCUUUGUUAUACACUGGAACAACUCAAACAGGAUGAACAAAGUAUCUGUGAUUUAGAUAAACUACAGUUAGAUGUUCAAUCAUUAUGUGUUCGUGUUGGUGGAUUAAACUGUAGAAACGCUCGGGAUAAGUUAUGUCAAUGUGAAAUGGCCAAGAAAUCAGCCAAUCUAUUACGCACUCUAGUUACUCUACAAGAUCCUACUGGAAUAAAAUCAUUCAGCACCCUAGCACCGUAUAUCUGUAAAUUACCAUUACCAGAAGAUGAUUGUUUAUUGGAAGUCUCUGAACUUACACAGGAUUAUUUACGGGAGAAAAUGAUUAUUGACAGAUAGAAACAGAUGAUUGUGAUAUAUUCUCGUGAAACGUCUUUAGGACGUGACCUGAAUAAUACAACCACUACAGCUGGCUUGUUGAUGGUCAGUUUAUGUAUAGCUGCGUGAUAAAUAAUGGCCGCUAUUCGUCUGUGGUAUAAUAUCCACGGCCCACCUUUACUGUCAUCCGUCUUCAUUAGCCCAGUCGGAGCAGAAAAGUAGGAUGUUAAAUUUCUUUUCAUUUCGAUCAUAUUUGACUGACUGGUAUUGAAAUAAACCAACUUGCAUGUCGGACAGUUUGCUUGCCAUGAACCUUACAACACAAUAAUCGAUAGUUUUGAUGUAUAAAAACAUUUAGAAAUGUAAUUUAUAAAAAAAAUAAUUUUGAAAUAAUGCUAAAAAUUGAUAUAUUCAUUGGAAAAAUAGCGAAUUACGUCAAUAAUUGUCUGUUUGGCAAUAUGUCAGAGGGAAAGUACUGAUCAUACAGAUUAAAGAUGAUUGUUGUCUAAUCAGUUCUACUGUGGUUCUAAUCUCAUUGUGUGCAGUGUUCUUAUGACAUUCAAUAUCUACUUAAUUCGACAGUAUGAUAAUCAAUAUCUACGUUUACAGUAUGACAAUAUCUACGUCAGUACUAACAUCAAUCUACAGCAUGACAUUCAAUACCCAUGUCAGUACUGAUGACAAUCUACAGACAAUGAUCAAGUUGUGUGAUGAUAUAGAUAUUGUAUAAAUCCACUUUAAAUAUCGUACAUGUGUGUAAUAUCUGAUUUAACAUUAUGUCGUACAUCUACGUAAUAUCAGAUUUAACUGAUAUCUAUAAAAUAGAUCUACUGUAUAAUAUCAGAUUUAAACAUAACGUUGUAAAACCUGUCUUUAUUUGACAGUGUAUAAAUCAACUACAAGUUGAGAUUUAUAUUGUUAUAUUAUAACUGAGACUGAUAACAUCAUCCUAUUUCUCUUGUAUAACAAAAACUAUGUAAAAUAUGUUACCAUGGAACACAAAGGUUUAAUUAAAAGGUUUAAUUAAAAGGCUGAACUACUAUAAUAUAUUAAUGUGUGUAAAAAGUUUCAUCAAAGAAAGGUUUAUAAGCUAUGAGGGUGGGUUGGGUCUUGAUAAUUGUAUAUUUCUCUUGUAAAUCCCUGAUAAUAAAGAUGUGAGGGGCUGGGGUAUUGUCUCAGAACAACUGUUUGUUACUAGAUUCCUCUUGUAAAAACCUGAUUGUGCCUGUAUUCCACAGAGUUUCCGUCUUGAUUAGCCCAGUCGGAGCAAAAUAGGACGUUAAAAAUUAUUUCACUGUAUAGCAUAGAAUUUUUCCUCAUUCUAUCAUGUUUAACAUGUAGAGAAGUAUAAUCAACAUCCCAAUCAUUGUUUAUAUUCUAUAUAUCAAUAUUUAUAGAUUACCUACUUGUUUACAAAUAACUCACGGUUGAAUGACACUGGGUGGAGAGAAAACAUUAAAUGUUGGAUAUUUAAUAUAGAACCAUGAAUAGAAAUAAUGUUUUACUUUGUCAUGCUGGUGGAUUGUGAUCUAUCCACAGGUAGGUUGAGAUCUAUCUACAGGUGGGUCGAGAUCUAUCUGCAGGUGGUUUGAGAUCUAUCUACAGAUGGGUCGAGAUCUAUCUACAGGUGGGUUGAGAUCUAUCUACAGGUGGGUUGAGAUCUAUCUGCAGGUGGGUUGUGAUCUAUCCGUGUGUUGUUUUUUGAACGCAUGUUUUGAAUUUAUCGAGGAUCCCUCACUCUUAACAUUGCAAGGAGUGUUUAUAAUCAAUAUUUUUACCAUUCUGAUAUGAGGUUGUAUGCAGCAUUUCUUAUUUUGGUUAUUACAAGAUUUGAAAGUUAUUUUCUUACAGAAAACUGUGUCUCGAACUAGUAUAAUUCUAAAAAGAAGGGUUAAAAUUUAAAAAAACAUAAACGUUUGACAUGAACAGUUAGUGUUAAGUAAGUAAGCUGCAUAUAGAUCUUUAUAGCAGGUGUAGUAAUAAUUAUAUUGCCCGCGUUGUAUCUGUUUAAUGUAUGUUUAUUAUAUAUAAAUAGUUUGCUGUAUAAAAUGUUGACUUGAUAUCAUUGUAAAUAAAUUAUCAUAAAAUAUCAACACAAUAUAACAUUUCUCCAUUUA
Patella vulgata (common limpet) is the source of this 7967-nucleotide messenger RNA. RefSeq names its product nuclear pore complex protein Nup98-Nup96. The coding region runs from base 331 to 5871 and encodes 1846 amino acids. The record is from RefSeq and is a predicted model, not a curated record. Gene Ontology annotation, molecular function: structural constituent of nuclear pore. The transcript has 40 exons. Gene Ontology annotation, biological process: RNA export from nucleus; post-transcriptional tethering of RNA polymerase II gene DNA at nuclear periphery; protein import into nucleus. Gene Ontology annotation, cellular component: nuclear pore cytoplasmic filaments; nuclear pore. Lineage: Eukaryota; Metazoa; Mollusca; Gastropoda; Patellidae.